Messenger RNA from Sphaeramia orbicularis (orbiculate cardinalfish), 5839 nucleotides. It is a transcript of the gene lamb2l, whose product is annotated as laminin, beta 2-like. Bases 193 to 5739 code for a protein of 1848 amino acids. NCBI's taxonomy places the organism in Eukaryota, Metazoa, Chordata, Actinopteri, Kurtiformes, Apogonidae. The transcript has 35 exons. Gene Ontology annotation, biological process: basement membrane assembly; axon guidance; cell migration. The record is from RefSeq and is a predicted model, not a curated record. Gene Ontology annotation, cellular component: laminin trimer.
GAGAGAGAGUCUGUGGGAGAGGGAAAGUGAGGAGGCGAAGUUGUGAGAGAAAAUCUGACAGAAAGAGAUUGAGACGAGAAGCAGAAAGCAACGGAGCAGGUGAGCACGCCAUCUCCUCCUAAGCUAACACCUGAGGAAAAAAAAACGGUAAAAGAAGAAGUCAGAAGUGUCUCAGAGUUAAGCCCGCUGCCUAUGCAUCUAGGCUUAUUGACGCCGACCAUGACUGUGUGCCUAAGACUUCUUGUGCUGGCCCUCGUUGCCUUUGGACAGGAUGUCCCGUCAGGCCCACACGGCUGCACAGAGGGGAGCUGUUACCCUGCAACAGGAAACCUUCUGAUUGGACGGGCUGUUAACUUAACAGCUUCCUCCACCUGUGGCCUUGACGGGCCAGAGCACUACUGCAUCGUCAGCCAUCUUCAGGAGUCAGACAAGUGUUUCAAGUGUAACUCACAGCAUCGUUACGACCCAUACCACCACAGAAACAGCCACUGGAUUGAAAAUGUAAUCUACCUCAUGGACAGCAAUGGGGACCACACCUGGUGGCAGUCUGUCAACGGAGAAGAAAAUGUCAGCAUCAGGCUGAAUCUGGAAGCUGAAUUCCACUUCACACAUCUCAUCAUGAAGUUCAAGACUUUCAGACCUGCAGCCAUGAUCAUCGAGCGUUCAGCCGAUUUUGGCCGUACAUGGCGUCCAUACCGAUACUUUGCCCACAACUGCACAAAGAUAUUCCCAAACAUCCCUGCCAAUGGCCUGCACCACAUCAAUGAUGUCAUCUGUGAGGAGCGCUACUCUGACAUUGAGCCCUCCACUAAUGGAGAGGUCAUUUAUAAGGUUCUGGAUCCAGCUAUACAUGUGAGGGACCCCUACAGCUUGGACAUUCAAGAACUUUUGCGUAUUACCAACUUGCGAAUUAACUUCACCAAGCUGAACACUCUGGGAGAUGACCUGCUUGACCGGCGCUCCGACGUCCUGCAGAAGUAUUACUAUGCCAUCUAUGAGCUGGUGGUCAGAGGAAGCUGUUUCUGUUAUGGACAUGCGUCAGAGUGUGCUCCAGUGCCAGGAGUCAACAUCAGGGAGAGUGGCAUGAUCCAUGGUCGCUGCGUGUGCAAACAUAACACAGAGGGUCUGAACUGUGAGCGCUGCAGAGAUUUCCACAACGACCUGCCAUGGAGGCCAGCUGAGGCAGACAACCCACACACCUGCAGAGAGUGUAACUGUAACAGCCACUCUAACCAAUGCCACUUUGACAUGGCGGUGUAUUUGGCGACGGGAAAUGUCAGCGGGGGAGUGUGUGACGACUGCCAACACAACACAAUGGGACGCAACUGUGAAACAUGUAAACCUUUUUACUACAAAGAUCCCUUGAAAGACAUCAGGGACCCACGAGUCUGUAUCGCAUGUGACUGUGACCCUGUCGGAUCAUUGGAGGGAGGAGUGUGUGACAGUCACACCGACCCGGACAUGGGGAUGAUCACCGGACAGUGUCGUUGUAAAGUCAACGUCAAAGGCAUGCGCUGUGACGACUGCAAGGAGGGAUACUACGGCCUCAGCCAGAAUGACCCACUUGGCUGUCAACCGUGUAACUGUGACCCUCGGGGCAUCAUCAUGAUGGGAGCUCCGUGUGACCAGAUCAGUGGGGAUUGCUCCUGCAAGAGAUAUGUCACCGGACGUUACUGCAACCAGUGUCUGCCUGAAUACUGGGGACUAAGUAACGACUUGGCUGGCUGCAGACCGUGUGACUGUGACUUUGGUGGAGCCAUGAACAAUCGGUGCAUGAUGGACAAUGGCCAGUGUGACUGUAGGAGGCAUCUGAUUGGUCGGCAGUGUUCAGAGGUGCAGCCUGGGUAUUUCUGCGCUCCGCUGGAUUACUACAAAUAUGAAGCUGAAGAUGCCACAGGGCACUCCCCCAGUGACACUGCACUGCCGGGUAAAGUUCGGCCCCAAGCAGAGACAGACUGUGUCCAGCAUCUCAGUAACCAGCUAAGGCGGCACCGGCGGCACCGACGCGUUGAAAACUUACAGCAACAUCGUGCAGCAUUGAGACGUAUUCGCCAGCUUCGACAAACACCAGAUGUGAAGACGGUUCACAGAGAGCGUACUCCGAGCCACAUGGUGACGUGGACCGGACCUGGUUUUGCUCGUGUCAAAGAUGGCGCAGGCUUGGUGUUCACUAUUGACAACAUCCCGUACGCCAUGGAGUACGACAUAAUGAUUCGCUAUGAACCUGAGUCAACAGAGGAUUGGGAGGCUAUCGUUAGUAUCACCUCGGUUAUGCUGCCCUCCAGUCUGCGGUGCGGAAAUCUCUUACCAACUGAACAGCUGUACACUGUAACUCUACCACACCGUAACAGAUACAUCCAGAUGCCCAGGCCAUUCUGCUUCGAGCCCAGUAAUCGUUAUGUGGUUGCCAUCCGCUUCCAGCGCCAUGGUGUCACACACAGACAUCUCACUGCCUUCAUUCUAAUUGACUCGCUUGUUCUGAUCCCCAAAUAUACUGAGCUUCCUGGUUUCCAAGGUAACGAUGCAGAGGCAGAGCAUCGUCAGGAGGAGAUGGUUCGUUACAUGUGUCUUGAUUCCUUCAUGAUCACACCCAUGCCUGCCCUUGCGGAGAUGUGCUCCAAACUCAUCUGUAGCAUUUCAUCCAUCAUUCAUGAUGGUGCUCUGCCCUGUCAGUGCGACCCCCAGGGCUCCCUCAGUGGCGAGUGUGAGAGGGUUGGAGGGCAGUGUCGCUGUAAACCCAAUGUGAUGGGUCGACGCUGUGACCAGUGUGCACCGGGAACAUAUGGCUUUGGAGUUAAUGGCUGUACUGCCUGUGAAUGCCAUCCAGAUGGUUCCGUAAGCCACCAGUGUGAUCCAGUAACAGGCCAGUGCCAAUGCAAGCCAGGAGCCACUGGGCGUCAGUGUUCAGACUGCCAACCAGGCCAGUGGGGCUUCCCUAACUGCAGCCCCUGUCAGUGUAACGGCCACACGGACCACUGUGACUCACGCACAGGAGAGUGUAUCGGCUGCAGGGACUACACAGCUGGACACUUCUGUGAACGAUGUGUUGAGGGCUUCUUUGGAAACCCGGUGCUUGGCUCAGGGGAGCACUGUCGUCCCUGCCCCUGUCCUGGUAACCCAGGCACAGAUCAUUUCAACGGGAUCUCCUGUCAGGCGGACCACACCUCCAACCAGAUCAUCUGCAACUGUCAACAGGGAUACACUGGCUCACGCUGUGACCAGUGUGCCCCUGGUUACUUUGGCAAUCCAGAGCAACUGGGCGGUCAAUGCCGGCCAUGCCAGUGUAAUGAUAACAUUGACACCGAGGACCCUGAGUCGUGUGACCGCUCAACUGGCCAGUGUCUCAAAUGCACACACCACACCGUUGGCCAGUCCUGUGAUCAAUGUCAACAUGGUUACUAUGGAAAUGCUUUGGUCCAGGACUGCAGACGUUGCACCUGUGUGACUGCCGGUACCAUCCAUUCUGCCUGCAGUGAUGGGGAGUGUCACUGUGACCAGCAGACUGGAGCUUGCCCCUGCAGGGAGAACGUGUCUGGCCAUAACUGUGAUCAGUGUUCUCCCAAUCAUUGGAACUAUGGACAGGAGCAAGGCUGUGAGCCCUGUGGGUGUGACCCACACCAUGCAUUGGGAACUCAUUGCAACAUGUUCACAGGCCAGUGCCACUGCCGUUCAGGUUUUGGAGGAAAACAGUGCACUGAGUGUGAGCAGUUCCACUGGGGUGACCCAAGGGUGCAGUGUCAAGAGUGUAACUGUCACCCAUUGGGAUCUGAAAUGGCACAGUGUGACCGAAUCACAGGAGCAUGUGAGUGCAGGGAGGGAGCAGCGGGGAAGCGCUGUGACGAAUGUGCUCGUGGAUACACUGGUGACUUCCCGAAGUGCGUCCAGUGUCAUCCAUGCUUCCAGCUAUGGGAUGAUGUGGUGUGUCAGAUUAAAAGGGAUCUGGAACACAUCCAGUUCACUGUGGAGAAAAUAUUAGAGAGUGGAGUCACUCCAGGAGCUGAUGACAAGCGAAUCAAAGAACUGGAGAGGAAACUGAGGCAAGUCCAGGAUCUGAUCAGUACAGAGGACAGCGACAGAAUCCACCAGCUGAUUGGGCAAAGCAUUGAUGACCUCAGGGCGGAGAUCGCAUUGACUGAUGGGCGUCUGAUGGGUGUUACUCGGGAACUAAAUGCAACAGCACAAGAUGAAGGGGCACUGAGAAGCACACUGAGUGACCUGGAGAUGGAUCUGAGGGACAUCAACAGCACGGUGUCUCAGAAAAAGGAAGUGCUGGAAGAUUACCUCACCUCAGGAUUUACAGAUCAGUUUGAGAAAGUCAAAAGGUACUAUCGGGAGUCAGCAAAAGCUGAGGAGAAGUGCAAUGCUUCAGUGUCUGGUCCUUCCAGCCCCGUGGAACAGUCAAAAGAAACCCGGGGCAUCACUGAAAACCUGCUGGAUGCUGGCAAAGACAAGCUGCUUAAAGCUGUGGCUGCUCAGAACAGAUCUUUAAAUGAGCUGCACCAAAAAGCCCAUGACCUGGAUAAAAAAGUUCACCACCUCAAUCACAAGGUCUGUGGUGGUCAUAGCAGUGCUGGUGCAAAUGGCAGCUGCCCAGACAGCAGAUGUGGUGGGGCUGGUUGCCGUGAUGAUCAGGGCAACCGUGUGUGUGGUGGAGAAGGAUGUAAUGGAACAGUGAGCACUUCUUUGACGGCACUUAAGCACGCCAGGAAUGUCACCGACAGUCUGAACUCUGCACACGAGGAGCUUCAAGGCGUGGCUAAAAAGCUCCAGGAUUUAGUUACUCUGACCCAGGAUGUGAAGAACCAGGCUAUGACCUCACUAGAGAGAGCCCAGAAGAAGAAGGACCACUUUGAAAACUCCAACAAGAAGCUUAAAGAUUUUAUUAAAAAGAUCAAAGAUUUCCUCACUGAGGAAGGAGCAGACCCAGAGAGCAUUGAGAAGGUGGCUCUGCAGGUCUUGUCCAUCACCCUUCCAGUCAACAGGACUGCUCUAGAUAAAAUGGUCAUGGAGAUCAAAGACAGCCUUGCCAACCUCACCAACAUUGAAGGGAUUGUUAACCAAACCACGCACCAAGUUAGCAAAGCCAAGGACCUGCUGGAGAAAGCUAAAGAUGCUAAGAGCCGAGCUGAGGGAGUGAAGGACGCAGCAAAUAAUACCAAACGGGCUCUGGAUGUUUCUAAAAAAGCCAUCAACAAAGCAGCCGCAGCUCUGAAAGAUGCUCUCAACAACCUGAACAGUACGAGGAAUGCUACUACUGAGGUGGACGAGAAGUUGAUGGAUCUGGAGGACAAGCAGAUGGAUGUUAUGAUGCGUUUAAGUAACCUUACAGCAGAACUGGAAGCUCUUAGGAACAAGACCGAACAAAACAGGGAAAUGGCAAAAGACGCCAAAGUACUAGCAAACAAUGCCACAAAUGUAGCGUCGUCACUGGAGAAAAGCCUAAAUGACACCGAGCAGCGGUACCGUGAGCUGCAGAUGAAAGUUGGCUCUUUUGGUGAUGAGUCUGGAGGUCUGGACAGCAUCCACCAGAGGGCUAAGAAUAUGAAGAAGGAGGCGGAGGACCUCCUCAACAAGGCUAGCAAAGGCAUGGAGCAGCUUAAGAAGCUGGAGAAAAAAUUCAAGAACAACGAACAGAAGCUGCAGAAGCAGCGCCUGGAGCUGGACGAGCUGAAGGACAACGCUACCAUGGUGCGCGAUGAGAUCCGGGAUCAGGUGCAGAAGUACAGCAACUGUGCGUAAGGACUUCACAGUGCCCCCCCCCCUUUACUGUUUGCUGCUGUAGUCCAGAGCAGAGUCACAAGUGAACAAGUGAUGCUGUAGCUGAGAUCAAGAAAGCAAA